AACAUGAACCCUACCCAGUAUUAUUUUUCAUUUUACAGGAGCUUUGACAUGGCUCUUGCAGGUAUCCUGACAGAAGCUGAAAUUGCUGCUGGCCUACAGAGCUGUCAAGCCACUGAUUCAUUUGAUUACAAGACCUUUUUUGUCAAAGUGGGUCUCAACUCCAAGUCCAAAGACCAGCUCGCUCAAGUCUUUGGAAUUCUUGACCAGGAUAGGAGUGGCUUCAUUGAGGAAAAUGAACUGAAGCUUUUCCUGCAGAAUUUCUCAGCCAGUGCCAGAGCUCUGACUGAUGCUGAGACCAAGGCAUUCCUGGCAGCAGGUGACAGUGACGGAGAUGGUAAAAUUGGAGUGGAUGAGUUUCAAGCCCUGGUCAAAUCUUAA
This is a messenger RNA of Chroicocephalus ridibundus (black-headed gull), 378 nucleotides long. Its product is annotated as parvalbumin beta-like. The transcript is spliced from 4 exons. NCBI's taxonomy places the organism in Eukaryota, Metazoa, Chordata, Aves, Charadriiformes, Laridae. Gene Ontology annotation, cellular component: cytoplasm. Gene Ontology annotation, molecular function: calcium ion binding. The record is from RefSeq and is a predicted model, not a curated record. Bases 4 to 378 code for a protein of 124 amino acids.